AUGGCCACUCUGCUUUGGAUUUUGACUCUGCACUCCGUCUCCCACGUCGUCGAGGCGCGAGCGGGCGACGGGAAGAGGGUAUGGGACACCUUCCUCAACAUGUCCUAUCCAGAUGGGCGGCUUCUGCUGCCCGACGAGGGCUUCCCUCCCGGUUUCAUCUGGGCGACCGGGACGUCGGCCUACCAGGUGGAAGGCGCGUGGAGGACCCACGGCAAGGGCCCGUCCGUGUGGGACACCUUCACCCACGCCCGGCACGGCCCGUCGGGCGACGUGACCAGCGACAGUUACCACCACCUGGACAGCGACCUGGAGGCGCUGAGGUUCCUCGGCGUCUCCCACUACCGCUUCUCAGUCGCCUGGACCCGCAUCUUCCCGAGCGGCGUGGCGGGGCGGCCCCGCGAGCAAGGCAUACGGUUCUACGACGGGCUCAUCCGGCGUCUCCUGGCGGCCGGCGUCCAACCCGUGGUCACGCUCUUCCACUGGGACCUCCCGCAGGCGCUGCAGGAUGCGGGCGGCUGGCAGAACGACAGCGUCGUCGACGCCUUCGCCGACUACGCCGCCUUCUGCUUCGAGGCGUUCGGAGACCGCGUCAAGCUGUGGAUCACGGUGAACAACCCCUACGCGGUGGCGACGCACGGCUACGGCAGCGGGCUGCACGCGCCUGGCGUCUCGGGCUCACACAGAGCCCCCUACCUCGUCGCCCACAACCUCAUUAAGGCGCACGCCCGCGCGUGGCACGUGUACCACACGCGGUUCCGCCACCGACAGCGCGGCCGGGUGACCAUCGCGCUCGGCUCGCACUGGGUCCAGCCACAGGGGGCCGGCAGGCCGCCCUCCGCGGCCGACACGGAUGCCUGCCAGCGCUCCGUCGAGGCGUCGCUGGGCUGGUUCGCCUCCCCCAUAUUCGGCGACGGGCGCUACCCGCGCUCGCUCCGGGAGCGCCUGUGGCACACGCUGCCCGAGUUUGACGAGAGCGAGCGGCGCGCCGUGCGCGGCACGGCCGACCUCUUCGCGCUCUCCUUCGGGCCGGACAACUUCGUGGGCGUCGAGGCGAAGGCGCGUUUCGGCCAGCGGCUGUCGCUGGGGCUCAGGGAGGUGCUCAACUGGGUGCGCGCGGAGUACGACGACCCCGAGGUGCUUGUCGUGGAGGCGGGCUGGCUUGUGAAGGCGCACGUCGGGCUGGACGACACCGCGUCCAUGCACGUGCACAAGAGCUUCAUCGGCGAAAGCCUCAAAGCCAUGCACUGGGACGGCGUGAGGCUGGUCGGCUACACGGCCUGGUCGCUCGUCGACGGCUUCGAGUGGCGCUCCGGCUUCUCCAUUCGCAGGGGCCUGUUCCACGUCGACUUCUCCAGCGAGGAUAAGCGGCGGUGGCCCAAGAGUUCCGCGCACUUCUACCAGCAGGCCGUGGCCAGCAAUGGCCUGCCGGCGUCUGAGGAGAGGGCCUUCGCCACAGGCACGUUCCCCUGCGACUUCCUGUGGGGAGUCAGUGACGGCGUUGUGCAGGUCGAGACGCCGCCGGUGUCGCCGCAGUUCAGCGACGGCGCCGUGUACAGAUGGAACCGCGGGGGCGACGGCAAACUGCAGCGCAUUGCCGCACUCACGGCCACGCGCCGCCGCUCCGACUGCCCAGACUACCCCGGUAUCAGGGAACGGAUCUCCCUGCUCAAGAAACUCCAGGUCAAUGCCUACCGUUUCUCGUUCAACUGGAGUCUCAUCGCCACGGGCGAAGGUGCCACCAACUCGUCUGCCCUUGAGUACUACAGGUGCUAUGCCAAGGAGCUGCACCGAGCGGGCAUCGCCGUGGUCGCCGUGCUAUACCACCCGACCCACCACCACUCAGGCCUGCCGGCCGUGAUUGCGCGGCACGGCGGCUGGCUCAACGCAUCGACGGCACCGGCGUUCGCCGCCUAUUCCCGCCACUGCUUCGCGCAUCUCGGGGCCCAUGUGAAGACUUGGAUCACGGUCAAUGAGCCGGGCAAUGUACGGCUGCUCGAUGGGCUCCGGGGCCACGAUGGGAUGGCUUACGCCGCGGCCCACAACCUGCUGCGGGCCCAUGCAGCUGCCUGGCACAUCUAUGACAGUGAGUUCCGCGGCAGGUACGGGGGUCGCGUGUCCAUCGCACUGCGGGCAGACUGGGCCGAGCCGGCGAACCCGUAUGCGGCGGCCGAUACCGCAGCCGCGGAGCGUGCCCUCGUCUUCCAGACCGCCUGGUUCGCUGACCCAAUUUUCCGCACGGGACUCUACCCCACGGAGAUGAGGGCCUGGCUGGAGGAACGGCUGAGGCGGCGAGGGGGCCACGACAGUGGCGGCGAAGCGACGCGCCUGCCGAGUUUCACGGAGCAGGAGGCCGGUCUCGUGCGGGGCACGGGCGAUUUUCUGGCGGUCAGCCACUUCACGGCGAGACUGGUGCGGCACGAGCAGCGCAAUGGGACGGGGUACGAGGCUGAUCAGGAAGUCCGCUCAUCGGUGGACACCACCUGGCCACGGUCGCCCUCUGGGGCAGCGAUCUUUCCACAAGGCAUCAGGAAGGCCCUCCGCUGGAUUGCGAGAAGGUACGGGCAGUCGCUGCCCAUCUACAUGAUGGCCAACGGGUUGGUGGACAGAGCUGCACUGCACGACGAUGCACGGACCUACUACCACCAGAGCUACAUCAACGAGGUGUUGAAAGGUGAGGUGUGGGUGACACGAUGGCGCAGUGGACGCUCGACUAUCUGGGGUAACAGCAUGGGCAAGGCUUAUAUAAAACAAAAACACGGAUAAUGCACACUUACGUAGGCUGACAUAUAAUGUCUUUAUUGCUUCUUAUCUCUAGCUUGUCCACAUCUAUGUUAUCCUCCUUUGAGCUUUAUCUCUGCAUCUUGCUCAUCUUUUCUCAUUCCAUCUCAGGGCAGCCAUAGCUUCGCUGGCCGAUCCCCAAAGCCUUUUUUGAGAUGGGCAGAAUCUACAUUGCAUGUAAUUUG
Petromyzon marinus (sea lamprey) is the source of this 2963-nucleotide messenger RNA. Its product is annotated as beta-klotho-like. Gene Ontology annotation, molecular function: hydrolase activity, hydrolyzing O-glycosyl compounds. The record is from RefSeq and is a predicted model, not a curated record. Lineage: Eukaryota; Metazoa; Chordata; Hyperoartia; Petromyzontiformes; Petromyzontidae. Gene Ontology annotation, biological process: carbohydrate metabolic process.